Molecule: messenger RNA, 3875 nt
Organism: Linum trigynum
Lineage: Eukaryota; Viridiplantae; Streptophyta; Magnoliopsida; Malpighiales; Linaceae
Source: the annotation of a GenBank genome assembly
CCUAAAAUUACACAAUUUUGUGCUGGAUAUUGCUGUAGUGUCCGCCAAUUUUACCCAAACUGCUGUCAACAGAUGCAAUGUAGCUAAAUCACUGCAGACACCAGCGAUCUAGCUUCAAAAUUGCUAGGGACUUGCCUUAAAUACGUGAAAACUUCCAACGCUGCAAUUUUGCGCUUGUUUAUCAGUUGUACGCCCAACAGCUCCAUUUAGCAGGUCAUAGCUGUUUUGCUUCAGAUAUAAAUGGUGCUGUUAUGCUGCAGGUUAUUGGGUGUUACAAGUAUUCUAACAACGAUGUCCUUGAUAUCAGUCAGCCAUCUCCUGCUGCUCAUCCCCAGGGGCUUAGUUCUAGCUCUUCCCAAUCAUUGUAUAUGUCAAACUUCUUCAAUUGCGACGGAUUGCUUUGACAUCAUAGACAUGUUUACUUAUGAAGGAAGCUAAUUUGUUUUGUCACACACUUGUGCCUUUUUGCAGCUGAUGAAAGAAGGGUUAGUUACACCUUGUACAAGUGGCCAUGAGUAAUCUCAAGAAGGAAGGAGCUUUUGGUGCUGCAAGUUGAUGAGAGACUCUGCACCAAUUGUUUGUCAGGUACUUCCACCUUGCUAUAGUUUCCAUGCUGGAGUCGAAAUCCCUUGCUAGUCUUUCUAAUUAUUAUUAUUUUCUCAAUUAUUGUUUAGGCUCUCUUGCAAACAAUGCUACAUUCCAAGAGUUACUCAUACGAGAGUAUGUUGGCUGCAAAAGUUGAAUACAAAAGCAGAAUGAGAGGUGCUCAUAGGAUGGCGUAAGUGUUCCCUUAUGAAGUUUCUUGACUGAGAUUCUUGUAACCUGUUUUCAUCUCUGAUUUAUAUGGUUAAGAAGUGGCCAAUCGAAAUUCUAAUCUAGUUAGUCGACAAUCAUGUGUCUUUCUGUUUGCAAUUCUGAUUACUAGUAAUCUCAUGCUUUCAAGUUCCGAAUCUUAGGUUUCUUCCUCUAGUCCUCUAUGUCAUCUUCUCAAUGAUUGGUAGCUAAUCUACCAGUUACUAAUGAGCUUCGUCCUGUGCUUCUGCUCGCCAACAUUGAAAGCCAUCAAUUUAGCGGUAGUGUUAAUUGUGAUAUUCUGUAGUGUGUGUUCAAAUUGAUGGCGGAAGUGUGUGUUCCAGGAAGAACUUUAAGAUCUUAUUCUUCGAACAAACAAAGAAUUCAUAGAGCUUUGCAGACCUGGAACAAGCAUUCGACAGAUCCAUAAUGAUUCAGUAUUUUUCCUUCAGAGUCAAUGUUUACAUUUUACCAGAUGCAAUUGUUUUGGUCGUAGACUGUUUAUGAAGUGACCCUCAAUCCAUCAUGGUUACUCCAAAAAUAGGUCUCAGUGAUGCGUAAAGGACUUGCGGAGAUGGGAAUUCUGAAACACAGUGGAAGCAAUUCCUACCAUCACCUGAAUCCAAAAUCUAUAGUCUUGAUUACCCAUGCAUCUCAUUCUUCUGCUGCUGCUGCUGCUGGUAAUGAACAAAAGGAUUUCCACAUUGUUUAUCUAGGAGAUCCACCUGAGGGUGUCUCGGCAGUUGAACACCAUAUGCAUGUCUUGUCCUCUGUCAAGAGCAAUGAUGAAGCUGUGGAUGACAUGGUGUAUAGUUACACCAAGAGCUUCAGUGCAUUUGCAGCCAAACUGUCUCCAAGUGAAGCCCAAAGGCUAUCAAGACAUGAGAAAGUCCUUGGCGUCUUCCCAAACCGUUAUCACAAGCUGGACACGACAAAAUCAUGGGAUUUCCUUGGACUUCCCAAGACGGCAAAGAGAAACCUUAAAACAGAGAGGAACAUAGUCGUGGGUCUUCUGGAUACAGGUAUCACUCCACAAUCUAGCAGCUUCAACGAUCAUGGCUUUGGCCCUCCACCUAAGAAAUGGAAAGGCGGCACUUGUUCUCGCCACGCCAACUUCUCCGGAUGCAACAACAAGAUAAUAGGAGCCAAGUACUUCAAGCUAGACGGGAACCCAGACCCAAGCGACAUUUUAUCUCCAAUCGAUGUGGACGGCCAUGGGACCCACACAUCUUCGACCCUAGCCGGGAACUUGGUCCCUCAAGCCAGCCUGUUUGGGCUAGCCAGAGGGUCAGCUCGUGGAGCAGUGCCCGGAGCCAGGAUUGCCAUGUACAAGGUCUGCUGGGUCAGUUACGGUUGUUCCGAUAUGGACUUGCUUGCUGCAUUCGAAGCUGCGAUACACGAUGGCGUUGAUAUCAUAUCGAUCUCUAUCGGUGGUGUGAAUGCGGAAUAUACAUCUGAUGCAUUAGCCAUCGGUGCAUUCCAUGCGACCAAGAAUGGUAUUUUAACUGUGGCAUCUGCUGGGAAUGAUGGGCCUAACCCAGCUUCUGUGAGGAACCAUGCGCCGUGGAUCUUGACUGUGGCAGCUAGUGGGAUUGAUAGGACGUUUCAGAGCAAAGUACAACUUGGAAAUGGCAAGAUUUUCUCGGGAACUGGUGUGAGUCUCUUCCAGCCAAAGGAGAAGCUUUACCCUCUGGUUAGCGGAUUUGAUGCGGCCAUUGAUGAAGAUAACAAGGAGACUGCAAGAUUCUGCUAUGAUGGAUCGCUGGACGCAAAGAAGGUGAAGGGAAAGCUAGUUUACUGCAAGCUAGGGCAGUGGGGUAGGGAUUCUGUCGUGAAAAGUUUGGGAGGUGUAGGGACAAUAGUUGAGAGUGAGCAAUAUCUCGACAUUGCACAAAUUUUCAUGGCACCAGCCACAAUGGUAAAUUCAUCAGUCGGAGACAGCAUUGACAGUUACAUUCAUUCCACAAGAUCACCAGGAGCUGUGAUAUACCAUACACAAGAAGGGAAAGUGGAUGCUCCAUUUGUAGCCUCGUUUUCAUCCAGAGGUCCAAAUCCAGGGUCGACUCGCAUUCUCAAGCCUGACAUAGCAGCACCUGGAAUCGACAUCUUAGCAGCGUACACUCGAUUGAGGACACUGACCGGAUUAGACGGGGACACCCAGCGCUCUGACUUCACGCUCAUGUCCGGAACUUCCAUGGCUUGCCCACACGUUGCUGGAGCCGCCGCAUAUGUCAAAUCCUUCCACCCCAACUGGACUGCCGCAGCCAUCAAAUCUGCCAUCCUCACUACAGCUAAACAAAUGAGCCGAAGGGUGAACAACGAUGCAGAGUUCGCAUACGGAGCAGGACAACUGAAUCCUGUCAGGGCUCGAAGCCCGGGGUUGGUGUAUGACAUGGACGAGAUGUCAUACGUUCAAUUCCUCUGCCACGAAGGCUACAAGGGCUCGUCUCUAUCGGUCCUAGUUGGGUCGAAAUCCAUAAACUGCUCCACCAUCAUUCCCGGGCUUGGCUACGAUGCGUUGAACUAUCCGACCAUCCAAAUGCAAGUGAAGAGCCAGCAGAAGCCGACAGUGGCGACUUUCCAGAGGAUGGUGACCAACGUUGGGCGCGGGCCCUAUCCGGUGGUUUACAAUGCCACCAUUGAAGCUCCCAAAGGUAUGGAGAUCACUGUGAAGCCCAUGACUCUGUCUUUCUCGCGCGUCAACGAGGAGAGGAGCUUCAAGGUUGUGGUGAAGGCAGAGCCCAUUGCCGGGUAUUCUGGGAUUCUGUCCGGAGAGCUUGUGUGGAGAAGCCCUGGGCAUAGCGUUAGAAGCCCUGUCGUGGUUUACAAGCAACAGGACUAAUUCGAUUCCUUUAUUUUUUUUGUAAAAAUGUUUGUGUUCAUCGGUCGCUCGUUUUGUGAUCGUUCAGUCUAUUGCUCGAUCAAGUUUCGAUUAUUAUUUAUAUAAAUAAUUGAUCUUUGUUUCUAAUGUACUCUUUGAAAAUGUUUAUUGUUUCAUGUAUCCGAAUUUAUUCGGAUUUUACGAGACAUCGAUAUGUUAUUGAAUAACUUCUUACCUAAGUCAAUAAUUUUUUAUUUGUUGA